AUGGCUACUGCAGCUGUUUCAACACCCGUCAAGUCCCACACUGGACUCUUUUCUUCUCGUACCGCUGGCGGACGCAUGCCUCUCACCCCGUCCCCUCGGCAACGAACCUCCACGGCAGUCGACUCCUCCCCCUUCACCCCCGAUAAGCAAUCCAAGUCCAUCUACAAUGGCAAUCUUGCGUCUCACUUUGCGAGGUCCAGCACCCAUCGCGACUCGCCCAAGUCCAACAUCGCCAGGGGAGUGAGCACUCCUCGCAAGGCUCUCGAGCUCGGCGUGUCUGAUUUCGCCCUGACCGGAACCGGACUCGCCAAAACCCCUUCUAGUGCUAAGUCCAAGAAGGGAAGCCUAAGGCACAAGGCGAACAAGACGACCUUGACCUAUGCUGCCGACAGGUUCAUUCCCAACCGCGGUGCCAGCUCGGCGAUCGCCAACGUUGGUUCUAGCAAACUUGACUUCGGCGAGAACAAGAGGCCCAAGAGCAACGGCAACGAGGGUUCAUCCGUCCUUGCUUCUGCCACAGAUGAUGCCAUCUCUGCCCUAGAGGGCCUAUCCCUCAACGAUGAUGAGACCACCAGCUACUCUCGUCCUUCUCCCAACACUGUUGCCUACCAAGACUCCCUCGCCAACGCAUGCGGUGUGAACCUCAAUACCCGUAUCCUCCAGUUCAAGCCAGCCCCCCCCGAGUCCUCUAAGCCCAUUGACCUUCGCCAGCAGUACAACCGCCCUCUUAAGCCUGCCAAUAGCUCUGCUCAGCUAAGGAGGCGCAUUGCCACUGCUCCCGAGCGUGUCCUUGACGCUCCUGGUCUUAUUGACGACUACUACCUCAAUCUCCUUGACUGGAGCUCGGGCAACCAGGUUGCCAUUGGUCUUGAACGCAACGUCUACGUUUGGUCGGCCGAUGAGGGUAAUGUUAGCUGCCUCCUUGAAACCAGCCCUGAUACCUAUAUUAGCAGCGUCAAGUGGUCCGGUGAUGGAGCUUAUGUUGGCGUUGGUCUUGGAACCGGUGAGGUCCAGAUCUGGGAUGUCGCCGAGGGUAUCAAGGUCCGAAGCAUGUUUGGCCACGACACCCGUGUAGGCGUCAUGGGCUGGAACAAGCACAUCCUUUCCACUGGUGCCCGCAGUGGUCUUGUUUUCAACCACGACGUCCGCAUUGCCGAGCACAAGGUUGCUGAGCUUGUUUCCCACACCUCCGAGGUCUGCGGCCUCGAGUGGAGGUCCGAUGGUGCUCAGCUCGCUACUGGCGGCAACGACAACCUCGUCUCCAUCUGGGAUGCUCGAUCCUUGGCUGUGCCCAAGUUCACCAAGACCAACCACAAGGCUGCCGUCAAGGCUCUGGCGUGGUGCCCCUGGAACAUGAACCUCCUUGCCACCGGCGGCGGUUCAUACGAUCGCCACAUUCACUUCUGGAACUCGACCUCGGGUGCCCGCGUCAACAGCAUCGACACUGGCUCGCAAGUUACUAGCCUCCGAUGGAGCCCCCAUUAUAGGGAGAUUGUCAGCUCGAGCGGCUUCCCCGACAACUCCCUCAGCAUCUGGAGCUACCCCACCCUGGUCCGCAAUGUCGAGAUCCCCGCUCACGAGAGCCGAGUCCUUCACAGCUGCCUCAGCCCUGACGGCCAGAUGCUCGCCACUGCCGCUGCCGACGAGAGCUUGAAGUUCUGGAAGAUUUUCGAGAAGAAGGCCGGCGCCUCCUCCAGCUCUUCCUCCAGCGGAUCCAGUGGCAAGGGCGAGAUGACCAAGCAAAUGUCCAUCCGAUAA
Molecule: messenger RNA, 1758 nt
Organism: Scedosporium apiospermum
Lineage: Eukaryota; Fungi; Ascomycota; Sordariomycetes; Microascales; Microascaceae
Product: WD-repeat containing protein slp1
Exons: 2
Coding region: 1-1758 (585 amino acids)
Biological process (GO): anaphase-promoting complex-dependent catabolic process; positive regulation of anaphase-promoting complex-dependent catabolic process; positive regulation of ubiquitin protein ligase activity
Cellular component (GO): anaphase-promoting complex
Molecular function (GO): ubiquitin ligase activator activity; anaphase-promoting complex binding; protein binding
Source: RefSeq, a predicted model, not a curated record